AUGGGCUUCUGCUUGGCUCUGGCAUGGACACUCCUGGUUGGGUCAUGGACAUCCAUGGGAGCUCAGAACCCCAUUUCCUGGGAGGUGCAGCGAUUUGAUGGGUGGUACAACAACCUCAUGGAGCACAGAUGGGGCAGCAAAGGCUCUCGGCUGCAGCGCCUGGUCCCAGCCAGCUACGCGGAUGGUGUGUACCAGCCCUUGAGAGAACCCCACCUGCCCAACCCCAGAAACCUUAGCAACACUGCCAUGAGGGGCCCUGCAGGGCAGGCCUCCCUGCGAAACCGAACAGUGCUGGGAGUCUUCUUUGGCUACCACGUGCUCUCGGACCUGGUGAGCGUGGAGACCCCCGGCUGCCCAGCCGAGUUCCUCAACAUCCACAUCCCGCCCGGCGACCCGGUGUUCGACCCCGACCGGCGCGGGGACGUGGUCCUCCCCUUCCAGAGGAGCCGCUGGGACCCCGAAACCGGACAGAGCCCCAGUAAUCCCCGGGACCUGACCAACGAGGUGACGGGCUGGCUGGACGGCAGCGCCAUCUAUGGCUCCUCGCACUCGUGGAGCGACGCGCUGCGGAGCUUCUCCGGGGGGCAGCUGGCGUCGGGGCCCGACCCCGCCUUCCCCCGGAACGCGCAAAGCCCCCUGCUCAUGUGGACUGCGCCCGACCCCGCCACCGGACAGCGCGGGCCCCGGGGGCUGUACGCCUUCGGGGCGGAGCGAGGGAACCGCGACCCGUUCCUGCAGGCGCUGGGCCUGCUGUGGUUCCGCUACCACAACCUGUGCGCGCAGCGGCUGGCCCGCGAGCACCCGCAAUGGGGGGACGAGGAGCUGUUCCAGCACGCGCGCAAGAGGGUCAUCGCCACCUACCAGAACAUCGUUUUGUAUGAGUGGCUGCCCAGCUUCCUGCAGAAAACACCCCCGAAGUAUGCAGGAUACAGCCCUUUCCUGGACCCCAGCAUCUCCCCAGAGUUCCUGGUGGCCUCUGAGCAGUUCUUCUCCACCAUGGUGCCUCCUGGGGUCUACAUGAGGGAGCUGCUCCCCGGGGGGCUCCUGGAGAGCCAUGGGGACCCCGGGCCCCUCUUCAGCACCAUCGUCCUUAACCAGUUUGUGAGGCUGCGGGAUGGCGACCGCUACUGGUUUGAGAACACCAGGAAUGGGCUGUUCUCUGAGGAAGAAAUUGCAGAGAUCAGAAACACUUCCCUACGGGAUGUUCUAGUGGCUGUCACCAACAUGAACCCCAGUGCCCUGCAGCCCAAUGUCUUCUUCUGGCAUAUGGGAGACCCCUGCCCGCAGCCAAGACAACUCAGCACUGAGGGCCUGCCAGCCUGUGGUCCCUCCAUCAUGUGGGACUAUUUUGAAGGCAGUGGAUUUGGCUUUGGGGUCACAAUCGGGACUCUCUGCUGCUUCCCUCUGGUGAGCCUGCUUAGUGCCUGGAUUGUUGCCCGGCUCCGAAGGAGGAAUUUCAAGAGGCUCCAGGGCCAGAACCGCCAGAGCAUCAUGUCUGAGAAGCUUGUGGGGGGCAUGGAAGCAUUGGAAUGGCAGGGCCACAAGGAGCCCUCCCGGCCUGUGCUGGUGCACCUGCAGCCUGGGCAGAUCUGCGUGGUGGACGGCAGGCUCUCUGUGCUCCGUACCAUCCAGCUGCGGCCCCCGCAGCAGGUCAACCUCAUCCUGUCCGGCAACCACGGACGCCGCGCCCUCCUGCUCAAGAUCCCCAAGGAGUAUGACCUGGUGCUGCUAUUUAACCUGGAGGCAGAACGGCAGGUGCUGGUGGAAAACCUUCGGGGGGCCCUGAAGGAGAGCGGGCUGAGGUUCCAGGAGUGGGAGCUGCAGGAGCAGGAGCUGAUGAGGGCAGCUGUGACGCGAGAGCAGAGGAGCCACCUCCUGGAGACCUUUUUCAGGCACCUUUUCUCCCAGGUGCUGGACAUCGACCAGGCAGAUGCAGGGACCCUGCCCCUGGACUCAUCACAGAAGGUACGGGAGGCCCUGACUUGUGAGCUGAGCAGAGCUGAGUUUGCCGAGUCCCUGGGCCUCAAGCCCCAGGACAUGUUUGUGGAGUCCAUGUUCUCCCUGGCUGACAAAGAUGGCAAUGGCUACCUGUCCUUCCGGGAGUUUCUGGACAUCCUGGUGGUCUUCAUGAAAGGCUCUCCUGAGGAGAAGUCUCGCCUUAUGUUCCGCAUGUAUGACUUUGAUGGGAAUGGUCUCAUUUCCAAGGACGAGUUCAUCAGGAUGCUGAGGUCCUUCAUCGAGAUCUCCAACAACUGCCUGUCCAAGGCCCAGCUAACAGAGGUGGUGGAGUCCAUGUUCCGGGAGUCUGGCUUCCAGGAUAAGGAGGAGCUGACGUGGGAGGACUUCCACUUCAUGCUGCGGGACCAUGACAGCGAGCUCCGAUUCACGCAGCUCUGCGUCAAAGGAGUGGAGGUGCCGGAAGUCAUCAAGGACCUCUGCCGGAGAGCCUCCUACAUCAGCCAGGAAAAGAUCUGUCCCUCCCCCAGACUGAGUGCUCGCUGUCCCCACAGCAAUGCUGGUGUGGAGUGGGCAGCACAGAGACUGCAGUGCCCCAUGGACACAGACCCUCCCCAGGAGACUCGACGGAGGUUUGGCAAGAAGGUAACAUCAUUCCAGCCGCUGCUGUUCACGGAGGCUCACCGGGAGAAGUUUCAACGGGGCCGGCGCCACCAGACCUUGCAGCAGUUCAAGCGCUUCAUCGAGAAUUACCGCCGCCACAUCGGCUGCGUGGCCGUGUUCUACGCCAUCACCGGGGGCCUCUUCCUGGAGCGGGCCUACUACUACGCCUUCGGGGCUCACCACACGGGCAUCACGGACACCACCCGUGUGGGCAUCAUCCUGUCCCGGGGCACGGCCGCCAGCAUCUCUUUCAUGUUCUCCUACAUCCUGCUCACCAUGUGCCGCAACCUCAUCACCUUCCUGCGAGAGACCUUCCUCAACCGCUACGUGCCCUUCGAUGCCGCCGUGGACUUCCAUCGGCUCAUUGCCUCCACGGCCAUCGUCCUCACAGUCUUGCACAGUGCGGGCCAUGUGGUGAAUGUGUACCUGUUCUCCAUCAGCCCACUCAGCGUCCUCUCCUGCCUCUUCCCUGGACUCUUCCAUGACGAUGGGUCUGAGUUUCCCCAGAAGUAUUACUGGUGGUUCUUCCAGACUGUGCCAGGCCUCACGGGGGUCCUGCUGCUCCUGGUCCUGGCCAUCAUGUAUGUCUUUGCCUCCCACCACUUCCGGCGCCACAGCUUCCGGGGCUUCUGGCUGACCCACCACCUCUACAUCCUGCUCUAUGUGCUGCUCAUCAUCCACGGCAGCUUCGGCCUGAUCCAGCUGCCCCGUUUCCACAUCUUCUUCCUGGUCCCGGCACUAAUCUAUGUGGGAGACAAGUUGGUGAGCCUGAGCCGGAAGAAAGUGGAGAUCAGCGUGGUGAAGGCGGAGCUGCUGCCUUCAGGAGUCACCCACCUGCAGUUUCAGCGGCCCCAAGGCUUUGAGUACAAGUCAGGACAGUGGGUGCGGAUCGCCUGCUUGGCUCUGGGAACCACUGAGUACCACCCAUUCACACUGACUUCUGCACCCCAUGAGGACACGCUCAGCCUGCACAUCCGGGCAGCAGGCCCCUGGACCACUCGGCUCAGGGAGAUCUAUUCACCUCCAACGGGAGAUGGCUGUGCCAAAUACCCGAAGCUCUACCUUGAUGGACCAUUUGGAGAGGGCCACCAGGAAUGGCAUAAGUUUGAGGUGUCAGUGCUGGUGGGAGGGGGCAUUGGGGUCACCCCCUUUGCCUCCAUCCUCAAAGACCUGGUCUUCAAGUCAUCAGUCAGCUGCCAAGUGUUCUGUAAGAAGAUCUACUUCAUCUGGGUGACGCGAACGCAGCGGCAGUUUGAGUGGCUGGCUGACAUCAUCCGGGAGGUGGAGGAGAAUGACCGCCAGGACCUGGUGUCCGUGCACAUCUACAUCACCCAGCUGGCUGAGAAGUUUGACCUCAGGACCACCAUGCUGUACAUCUGUGAGCGGCACUUCCAGAAGGUGCUGAACCGGAGUCUGUUCACGGGCCUGCGCUCCAUCACCCACUUUGGCCGCCCCCCCUUCGAGCCCUUCUUCAAGUCCCUGCAGGAGGUCCACCCGCAGGUCCGGAAGAUUGGGGUGUUUAGCUGUGGCCCGCCUGGCAUGACCAAGAAUGUGGAAAAGGCCUGUCAGCUCAUCAACAAGCAGGAUCAGACUCACUUCUCCCACCAUUAUGAGAACUUCUAGGCCUCCUGCCCAGG
Molecule: messenger RNA, 4256 nt
Organism: Odobenus rosmarus divergens (Pacific walrus)
Lineage: Eukaryota; Metazoa; Chordata; Mammalia; Carnivora; Odobenidae
Gene: DUOX1
Product: dual oxidase 1
Exons: 30
Coding region: 1-4242 (1413 amino acids)
Biological process (GO): superoxide anion generation; response to oxidative stress; defense response
Cellular component (GO): NADPH oxidase complex; plasma membrane
Molecular function (GO): heme binding; calcium ion binding; superoxide-generating NAD(P)H oxidase activity
Source: RefSeq, a predicted model, not a curated record